Ramularia collo-cygni is the source of this 2451-nucleotide messenger RNA. RefSeq lists its product as uncharacterized. The transcript is spliced from 2 exons. Lineage: Eukaryota; Fungi; Ascomycota; Dothideomycetes; Mycosphaerellales; Mycosphaerellaceae. The record is from RefSeq and is a predicted model, not a curated record. Bases 1 to 2451 code for a protein of 816 amino acids.
AUGGCGCUCAACUUCGGCGCCAGUGAUGUUCUCGCUGGCAUCAAGCUAGCAGUCAAGAUAUACGAGUUUGGGUUCGUGGAGGAGAAUGCAGCAGAUGUUCGAUACAGGAACUUUCGUAACGACAUUCUCAAUUUCAGAUACCUCUUAGAUCGCCUAGAAACGGCACUCGACAACGCCAGCCAGCGAUACCAAAAGCGUGGUCCGAUCCUUGGAACGCAAGUCUACGACCCAUUAUCGACUGAAUUAGAGACUGAAAGGAAAGCUAUCGUGKGCAAUUUCCUCACUACCUUGCAGCAGUGCGAUCAGCUUCUUGAGAAGAACAAGCAAUUUCGGCAGCGGUCCAGCAGUGUCGUGGAGAAUAUUGUAUUCCAUUUACAGCAGCARGAGGCACCAAUGGAGGAUUUGCGAAAGCGCCUUCACUUUCACUCUGAAAAGAUUCGAUUUGUCUUGGACCGACUUUCCAUCAAUCUACUCACCGACAUUGAUGAGAAGGUAGACGAUAUACUCGCCAUCACCGAGAAGAAUCUCUUCAUCACAGAGGAGAUUCAACUGGAGUUGAAUCGACUACGCACCUUGUUGUUCGGAUACAUUGCCGGCAACAGCCUUCCUACACUCACAGAUUCCGAAGAGCGUCACGACGUGAGCGAUAGCAUCGCACGGAGACUCGGAGAGCAUCUUAAGAUCAACAUGCCUGCAGAUAUGGAAUCAAGAAUCACUCUGCCACAAUGGUUCGACAGUUUACUGAUGCACUUUGAGCAAAGCAACGAGUCUACUUCUGAUCAGACCCCUGAAAAGUACCUGGUAUUCCUGAAAACUCGCUGGCUACUACAGAGACUUCAGCAGAGCGAGUGUUUUCGAAGAGCUCGUCCAGGUGCCUAUUACAAGCGUGCAGUCAAUCGUAUCCAGCAAGCCAUCACUGCGAAGAUCCGAAAUCCUGGCGACUUGAUCCCCUAUGAAGAUGCCAUCCUGUUGGAUCUAUCAGAUUCCCACUUCCACAUAUGGCCCCUUCCGAUAUCGACAGAGACAGUCAAGUACAGCCAACCGCAUCCGCUCAUGGUGCGCGCAAACGAAGAGCGCAUAACACACAUCGAACUAGCCUUGCAGGGUCAAACCGACGCAGACUCGGUGACCAUUUUCAAGAGCUCCGAAGAGACAUUUCGCAUCGUGCUACAAACAUCACUGGCUUCCACUCCGGGUGAUAGGGUGGUUAUACCACAGACAGUACACGCGCAAGAAGAUAAAUUGAUACCCCGAUGGGCAUUCACCACCCUUCGAGAGCCGAGCUUGGAGAUUGCCAUUUUCUCGCGUGGCGAGGAGACGCUCUACAACUUCAGCUCCUUCAWGGAUCUAUGCACUUUCCAAGCAGCUUUGAUGGGGUAUGAGGUCUCUCAUAGCGAACACAACAUGAUUUGUUCCUUCAGCAAAGACGUUGAACUCAGGGAACUUGUCUCGGGACAUUGUCAACUCUGGCAAGAACCUGUCAUCCUCGCGGAAUCAACCCAAAGCGAAGGAUCAACUUCAGGAACAUCUCUAUCUCGCCACGAUAGUCUGACUCUAUCAAUGGCGCCCAAAAGCACCAUCACCCAAACUCAAGAUGGCUGGGAAGGAGACAGUAUCAAGCUCCCAUCAAUCACAUUCUUCUCCCAAACAGCCGAUCGCAAACGCUUCGCCGCCGUGUCCGCGGCAUUAAGUCCAGAUAUCAGCAUCGACUUUACGAAAUGCAAAUGCCAUCGAAACUUCAACCACUGUUCAAGAUUAGUUCUCACAAGUCGAAAACGAAGCAGAUUUCCAAUCCGAAUCCUAUUCUCUGGGACCGACAGAACAGGCCAACCAGAUCCCAAUAGUUUCGACAUUUUCCCCCUGAGAGCUACAAGUCCCACAGAUAAUGCCCGUAAAGUCUUGGUGAGAGAUACGGAAUUCUUUCAACUUGCUUUCGAGACGUUAUCGGCGAAACAACGUUUUUUGGAUGAAUUGCGAUUGCGGUUCAUGGUUCGAGAUCGACAAAUCCAGAACCGAGCGGAAUUCGAACGGGGAAUGCUUUAUAGACAAAAUCGUCCUAUACGCAGCAGUGCGAGAAGUCCCACGCUCAAAAACGCUUCGCUCUCUGCUGGACCGUCUUCAAUAUAUACUACGAACACGCGCAGUAGAAGGGAGAGUAGUAUCGCUGGGACCAUCGCCACGGUACCUACUUCGCUUGGGGAAUUCGAUUUCGAGGCGGGGUCUUCGCGAGAUAGUGGCUGCUGGAAUGAAUUUGGGGUGGGAGGUCAAUCUUCUUCACUGCCUGUGGGAUCUGGACGGGGACUUGUGGCUUUGAGGGAGGAUAGUGUACGGGAUGGGCAUAGAGGGGGUACGACUAGAGCUGUGUCUACGUUUGAUCAUUCGGAGGUUGAGGUUGAGACGGCGAGGAGUAGGGUUUCGAAGUGGAAGACGUCUAUCUUUCGGCAAUUGUAG